Angiostrongylus costaricensis is the source of this 666-nucleotide messenger RNA. The record is from the annotation of a GenBank genome assembly. Lineage: Eukaryota; Metazoa; Nematoda; Chromadorea; Rhabditida; Metastrongylidae.
UUGUGCCCGCCACCACCGCCUCCGUGUCCACCACCACCACCUCCGUGUCCACCACCACCGCCUCCGUGUCCACCACCACUGCCACCGCCACCACCUCCGCCACCGUGUCCACCGCCUCCACCUCCACCGUGUCCAUGUCCACCAUCUCCUCCUAUUUGCACAUGCGUUCGUUCUUCAUAUGUGCCAAUGAUGUAUCCGACAUAUUCUUAUCCAGUUCCUUACUCCUAUCCAGCGUAUCCAGCUUCUCCGCUAACAAGACCGGGUGUUGGUGGGUAUGCUGGACAAGGAGCGGUAAUACGAAGACGUCGAUCACAGGUGCGUUCAGCGACAAAAGGCAGAUUUGCCACUAAAAGUGUCUGCCGCGAGCAACUCAACUUCCUUCACAUGAUUGAAAUCCGUGAAGUGCUACUUUUCAGUUUGAUUUAUUCCAACUCAGAAGGGAUAUUUAGAAACGAGAUUGAAGUAGAAAAUAAUAUCAUUUUACAGUUUACAACAGCAGAUUCUUCUGAAUCCAAGAGAGCUAUUCAAGAAAACGCUGAGGAGCGACUAGAAGUCAGCAUUAACGUCAUUUGUGGUCGUGGGGAAUUCAGCUAUGUCGCCCACACUGAACACUUUUGUCAGAGUUCCAAAGAUGACAUAACAUGCUACGCAUUCCAACCUUUAUAG